UUGAGCGUGUCAGCAUGCUGGUGAUUCUGCUGAACUGCGUCACGCUCGGCAUGUUCCAGCCCUGCCAAGACCUGGAGUGCAACACUGACAGGUGCAGCAUCCUGCAGGCCUUUGAUGACUUCAUCUUUGCAUUCUUUGCUGUGGAGAUGGUGGUUAAAAUGGUGGCCUUGGGUAUAUUUGGUCCGAAAUGUUACCUAGGUGACACCUGGAACCGCCUUGACCUCUUUAUCGUCAUGGCUGGGAUGUUGGAGUAUUCUUUAGAUGGUCAUAACGUUAGUUUCUCAGCCAUCAGAACCGUGAGGGUUCUCAGACCAUUACGAGCCAUCAAUAGAGUUCCCAGUAUGCGAAUCCUGGUGACGCUGCUGUUGGAUACUUUACCAAUGCUCGGGAACGUGUUGCUUCUUUGUUUCUUUGUGUUUUUCAUCUUUGGGAUCGUUGGUGUGCAGCUGUGGGCGGGGCUGCUGCGCAACCGCUGCUUUUUUGACAACAACGUCAGAAUGCUGUAUAAUGUUUCAGAGUCUGUGAGUGAAUACUACCGACUGGACGAAGCAGAUGACAUCCCCUUCAUUUGCUCCACCACUCGUGAAAACGGAAUGCUGCACUGCUCCAGCAUCCCCAAACGCAGAGUUGGAGGGGCUGAUUGUGUACUCACGGCUGAUAAUGUCACAGAUCUUGUUUUCAAAGAUCCUCUUCAUCAUGGAUGUGUAAACUGGAACUUGUAUUACAACCACUGCAGUGCAAGCGAACACAAUCCGCAUAAUGGGGCUAUCAACUUCGACAACAUUGGAUAUGCUUGGAUUGCUAUCUUUCAGGUCAUCACUUUAGAGGGAUGGGUGGAUAUCAUGUACUAUGUCAUGGAUGCGCAUUCCUUUUACAACUUCAUCUAUUUCAUCUUUCUUAUCAUUGUAGGCUCCUUCUUCAUGAUCAACCUGUGCCUGGUCGUCAUAGCAACACAGUUCUCCGAGACCAAACAACGUGAGAACCAGCUGAUGCAGGAGCAGCGGGCACGUUUCCUUAGUAACGAAUCCACCUUAGCUAGCCUGACCGAACCAGGAUCCUGUUACGAAGAAAUGCUGAAAUACCUCGUCCACGUUUGUCGUAAACUUUGCCGUCAGGCCGCACGUCUCUAUGGUGAAUUAUGCCACAAGAGUCACAGUGGUGUGGCCAAUCCCAGCAGCUCCCUCUCAGUGGGUGGGACUAAAAGAUAUUGGAGUGACAAUGGGACAAAAAUGAGUCCGACCCAAUACUGUAUGCUGCAUUAUCAUCAUCCUCAUCGGCAUCAACAUUAUAUCAGUAAUGGCAUAGAAAUGAAAACUCUUCAACUCGACAGAGAUGCUCAGAGUUCCAAAAAGACUCCAUCGCUUCCACUUGCACUACAGAAUUUAAAGGGUUUGAGGCUCGCUAUGAACUAUCCCACCAUCCUGCCCUCUAAACUAUACACAAACUCACAUACUCGCUCACAUUUGACAGGUGGAGUCAAAGCACCGGCUUUCCGUCAUGGACUGAAUAGCAGGAAGAUUUCUGUUUGCAGUGGAUACCAAGAUACUUACAAGUUGCAGCACGGUGUGUAUUCGGGCACAUCCUCAAAUGUGUGUGUGGACAGCAGGGUUGGGCUGGUGUCUUCAGAGUCAUCCUCCUGCCCAAUUUGCGCCCAGGAAGUUGACGGUGUUAAUUGCGACUCUAACACUGAAUCGGACCGAGAGAAACAGGGGCCAGAUGUCAGCUCAGAACAGAGCAAAAGAAACCAGGAUGUGGGAGAAAAGGGGUCCGGGCAUGAGAAUUGUGUGUGUAUGUGUGUACAUUAUGCCAGAACCAUUUUGAGGCGGAUUGUGGACAGCAAGUACUUCAACAGAGGGAUAAUGAUAGCAAUCCUUAUUAAUACACUCAGCAUGGGAGUGGAGUACCAUGAGCAGCCGGAGGAGCUGACAGAUGUGUUGGAGAUCAGUAAUAUUGUCUUCACUAGUUUGUUUGCAUUAGAGAUGCUCCUGAAGAUUUUGGCCUGUGGUCUGUACGGCUACAUCAGCAAUCUUUACAACAUAUUUGAUGGGAUCAUCGUUAUAAUCAGUGUGUGUGAGAUCGUUGGACAGUCGGAUGGAGGGUUUUCAGUUCUGCGGACGUUUCGUUUGCUCAGGGUACUAAAGCUGGUGCGGUUCCUCCCAGCUCUGCGCAGGCAGCUGGUGGUACUGAUGAAGACCAUGGACAAUGUGGCCACAUUCUGCAUGCUGCUGAUGCUCUUCAUCUUCAUCUUUAGUAUAUUGGGAAUGCAUCUGUUUGGGUGUAAGUUUACUCUGCGUUUGGAGAAUGGAGAUACUGUGUCAGAUAGGAAGAACUUUGACUCACUCCUCUGGGCCAUCGUCACCGUGUUCCAGAUUUUGACCCAGGAGGACUGGAAUGUGGUUCUAUAUAACGGCAUGGCCUCCACCUCCCCCUGGGCGGCUCUGUACUUUGUGGCCUUGAUGACCUUUGGGAAUUACGUCCUCUUCAAUUUGCUAGUUGCAAUCUUAGUAGAGGGCUUUCAAGCUGAGGGUGAUGCUAGCAGAUCAGACACUGAUGACAUGUCGUCUGACUAUGAUGAUGAGGACAAACUGAGAGAACUACUGAAUUCAGGAUCAGAGAUGAAAAUGCAGACAUUAAUGCCAAUCUCCAAUGGACACCUGGAACCUAGAGCGUCCAUGCCACCUCACAAUACACACAUACAGCUUGAUGCCACACCCAGAACUGAGGUGUCACACAUCUACAGCCAAUCACGACGCAACAGCAACACCUCCACUGAUCCUCAUGACCAAAGAUCCCUGUCCAGCCUUUGGGGAAGUCGCCGCUCCAGCUGGAACAGUCUUGGACACGCCCCCAGUCUAAUGAGACGCGCUCAGUCGGGGGAGCGUGAGUCAUUGCUUUCAGGAGCGGGACAGGACAGCAUGGAUGACAGCCAAUCGGAAGAUGGGAAAUCCAGCAGGACUGGCAGUCUGGGCGGAGUUUCAUGUCUUGGGUCAUUUGAUUAUCCAGAGCUCCUCCAGGUUCCACGUCCAUAUUUGGAGUGUAACGGCAGAUUAGAUGGAGGGUAUCCAUCCUCUCCAAACAUUACACGUCCCAGUCCACCAUCCAUACAGGGGGCGGAUGAUGAUGAAUUUGUGGAGAGCUGGUGUAUGAUUGUGAAGAGACUGUUGGAGCCGUAUAAACCCCAGUGGUGUAGAGACCAUGAGGACUGGUCACUUUACUUAUUUUCCCCCCAAAAUAAGUUCCGUAUUCGCUGUCAGAAGGUCAUCACUCACAAGAUGUUUGAUCAUAUUGUGCUGUUCUUCAUCUUCUUUAACUGCAUCACGAUCGCUCUAGAGAGACCUGACAUCCAGGCUGACAGCAUGGAACGGAUUUUUCUCAAAGUGUCUAACUACAUCUUCACUGUCAUCUUUAUGGCUGAGAUGACUGUCAAGGUGGUUUCUCUUGGGCUAUAUGCUGGUCCAGCCUCAUACCUGAAGAGCAGCUGGAAUGUUCUGGAUGGCCUGCUGGUAUUUGUGUCUCUUGUGGACAUCCUGGUCUCUCUCGCCUCCUCUGGCGGAAACAGAAUCCUGGGGAUCUUACGUGUACUUCGACUGCUCAGAACACUAAGGCCCUUGAGGGUCAUAAGCAGGGCUCCUGGACUGAAGCUGGUCGUUGAAACCUUGAUUACAUCUCUCAGACCUAUUGGAAAUAUUGUGUUGAUCUGUUGUGCUUUCUUCAUUGUCUUUGGCAUUCUGGGAGUUCAGCUCUUUAAGGGGAAGUUUUAUCAUUGUGAAGGCUUUGAUACUAGAAACAUCACCAAUAAAUCUGAAUGUCUGCGGGCUAAAUACAAAUGGGUCCGUAGGAAGUACAACUUCGAUAACCUGGGUCAGGCACUGAUGUCACUAUUUGUCCUGUCAUCUAAAGACGGCUGGGUCAGCAUCAUGUACGAUGGCUUAGAUGCUGUGGCUGUGGACCAACAGCCCAUAAGGAAUCAUAAUCCCUGGAUGCUUCUGUACUUCAUCUCCUUCCUGCUGAUCGUCAGCUUCUUCGUGCUGAACAUGUUUGUUGGUGUGGUGGUCGAGAAUUUCCACAAGUGUAGACAAGACCAGGAGGAAGAGGAGGCCAGACAGAGAGAGGAGAAGAGACAUAAGCGCAUGGAAAAAAGACGCAGGAAGGCUCUGCAGAGACCGUACUAUGCAGACUACUCUCCAACACGCCUCUAUAUUCACACUCUCUGCACUAGCCAUUAUAUGGAUCUCUUCAUCACCAUCAUCAUCGCCAUUAAUGUGCUCACAAUGGCAAUGGAGCACUACAGACAACCCAAGUAUCUGGAUGAAGGUCUGAAGUACUGUAAUUAUUUCUUCACACUGGUCUUUGUGAUCGAGUCUGUGCUGAAAUUGGUUGCAUUAGGCUUUCGGAGAUUUUUCAAAGAGAGGUGGAAUCAGUUAGACUUGGCAAUUGUUCUUCUCUCCAUUAUGGGCAUCACACUUGAGGAAAUUGACCUGAAUGCCUCACUACCCAUCAACCCAACCAUCAUUCGCAUAAUGAGGGUGCUGCGCAUCGCCAGAGUGCUGAAGCUGUUGAAGAUGGCCACAGGAAUGAGAUCUCUUCUGGAUACAGUAGUUCAAGCUUUACCGCAGGUUGGUAAUCUGGGUCUGCUAUUUAUGCUGCUGUUCUUCAUCUACGCGGCACUGGGAGUUGAACUUUUUGGCAAACUUGAAUGUGCCGAGGAGAAUCCAUGUGAGGGAUUGAGCAGACAUGCUACAUUUCAGAAUUUCGGCAUGGCAUUCCUCACUCUGUUCCGCAUUUCCACUGGAGAUAACUGGAAUGGGAUAAUGAAGGAUACCCUGCGGGAAUGUAAAAAUGACAAAUGCCUGAGUUACCUGCCGCUUUUGUCACCUAUGUACUUUGUGACAUUCGUGCUGGUGGCACAGUUUGUGCUGGUGAAUGUUGUGGUCGCUGUGCUCAUGAAACAUUUAGAGGACAGUAACAAAGAUGCCCGUGAGGAGGCCGAGAUGGAGGCGGAGCUGAAGAAAGAGCUUCAUGGCAGUCGUAGACAAAGCACCGCCUCUGUGGGCGGAGCCACUGGGCUUGAGGUUUCAGCUGUUAAAAUGGAGACUUUCUCACAUGAACAGGGCCAGGACCCUAAUUAUGGCAACUUCCUGACAGUUAGCAGGCCGUCUAUAUCACGGAUGCUGUCCUUACCUAAUGACAGUUACAUGCUUUAUCCUGUUAAGCCUGUAUAUGGGUCCAUUCAGGACAGUUUCUCCAAACAGGACUCUACACUACCAGGCUCCUCUCUCUCACUCGGCACCCAGCCUUUUGAAGACAGUGCCGUAAUGCAGGUUCCAGGAACUGCAUCUCAGACAGACCUGGCAUCCAUUCCUGGUCCCCACCCUCUACAUCAAAGAGCAAGAUCUAGCAGUGCUUUCAGAGCCCUGCGGAGACAGCAAGCAAUAAAGAGUGACUCAGUUGAUUCCACAAACGCAGACUCCAGAGACACCUUACACAUCCCGAGCAAGCCCUGCUCCACUGAUAAUCUUCAUCUCAAAGUACCCAGCAUUCCCCUCACUGGUGGAUCUGCUCCCUGUUCGCCCCAGGCCUCCCCCCCUCCUCCCCUCCGCAACCGGACAGCGAGCGUACAGACAAACAGACACGUGUACAGUCAGCGCAGCAUCCCUGGUCAACAGCCCGAAUACAAGACACAAUCUAUAAAAGCUCUUGAAAUAACACGUGCACAAACCAAACCGCAUGAUUUGGAUGAGGUGAUCAAACUCAACAUGAACAUUACCCAAAGAAGAAACUCUCAGCAUGUGGCAAGUAGCCAUAAAAUGUCCCCUUAUGAACCGCCCUUCUGUUCUGAUGCCCAGUCUCAGGACUCAUUGCACAGUGGGGCAGCCCACCAACCAGAUAACAGCGCUCAAAGUCUACGGAAGUACAACAGUAUGGAAAAUAAUGUCUUCCUGUCUCAACUCCAUAUCUCUCGGCGUCACUCGACGCACGGGGAAGAAUUACUGCUUCAGCAGCAGCCAAUUUUACCAUCACCUGGACCUUCACCAAAGCCCAAGAAGGAGAAAAUGAGCCCGCCGUGCAUCUCUAUUGACCCUCCCACUGACGUGAAUCUUCAGGAGCGCAGCACAGUCCUAAGACGGCGGACACCGUCCUUCGAUUCCACACUACCACGGGAGUCCAUAGAACUUCCUGAUAUGCAGGAUGAACCUCUUUUGCAAAGUAAUUUGCCCCUCCCACAAUUUUCCUUUGACCAAUCGGAUGUAAGUUCGCUAAGCAGCCAGUCAGAACUGCUUUUAGAUAGUGACCAGUCGACACACUCCUUUCCUCCUGAGGCCCGUUCUGGGGUCGUGGGAAAUACAGCUCCGAGUCCUCUCAGGAGGAAGGUGUUGGUCAGAAUGGCCAGCACUAGGGAUCCAGGAAAUGAGGAUUCGGUUGCCUAGGCAACUGUGCAGGAAGCCACUUAUGCAUUCUUCCUCUUUGCGAAGGAUUUUAAUAACAGGAAAAGGUGGCGUCUGCAAAAGUAUGCAAAUGUGUUUCCGAUGGAACUGAUGCUUUUUUUUUUUUUUGCCUGAUCAUAUUGAUUAGGGAACUUUUAUUAGUGUUCAUCACACACGGUGAUAUUGUGACAUUUUAUCACAGAAACGUGUUGCGUUGUGUCAUAUGAUUACUGUACACGAUGGUGCAAGUUUAACCCUCAUAUUGUGUUUGGGGUCUGAAAGGUUGAUCAUUUAAUAUCCCAAAAAGUUAUUCUGUGAAGCCUGGCAAAAGAAUAAUAUAUAUAUUUUUUAACAGUUUAUUGAACCUUUAGAGCAAAAAAUAAUCAUCUAAAAGUUUGCAUAUGUGUCCUUUGUUGAGUAUCAUAUUUGAUACAUCAGGUUUUUAUGGCUCAUAUAGUAUAAUAUAGAUGAAUAUGGAGCUCACAUAUUAUUUUUAAAGCCAGAAUGUAACAUAAAAGUCUGAUAGCUUGUAAUAUAAAGUCGAUGAGAUCUUUAUAAAGACUACUUACAUAAAAUGUAUUAUCAGUUUUCACUUUAUACUGUAUCUAUGAUUUCAUAUUCAAUCUAAUUAAUGUAGAAACAGCUUAAAGGCAGCAUAUAUUUAAUAUUUGUCUAUUGGCAUCUUUUUGAUGGUUGUAAGUGAGUAUUCUUCGCUCUACUAAAAAUUUAAUUUGUUGUUCUUCUAAUAUUUAACCAUUGAUUAUAGCCAUUCAAAAUUACAGUAUAAUUGAGAGCUAUCAAUUUUAACAUUUAUUAGACUUUAAAAAGUAGUAACUUCUAACUGAAGUGAACUUAAAACAAUCUUCAUAUAAACCUAUAAUAAUAAAUAUCAUAUUUAGCUACAGGUACCUGUGCCCUUCAGCAAGUAGGAAAUAUACAUAAAUUGAAUAUAGUUAUCAAACUCUAAAUUAUACAUUAAAUAUAGAUGAAUCCUUUAAGCUACAAAAGUUAUUGAUUUGCUCCUUUUCUUUAAUUCUUUGAUUAAGAGACAUCACAGCGGUUUGGUUAUUAGGUUAUAUUGGCUGCUUUAAGCGCUGCUGCUGCUGCUGCUGAACAUGACGCGGAUCUGACAUGCAUCCUAUUUUAAAGUAGCCAAUAGCGUUUUGAUUAUGUCUGCUCGGGCCAGAGAUGAUGAGCACGGUAAACCUGCAUUUGACAGCCACAGUCUUUUACCCCCAGAUUCAAUAUAAAAAACUGCAAACUAGUGAUCUCAGCCGAGCCGGUGCCCUUAUAGUGCAGGAGGCGGGCGCUUCGGAUCCUAGAGAGCAUUUGAUUGGUCAGAAGAUUUGAUGAGAAAAUCAAAUAUGAUGUGACGACAAUAAAUUUGUUGAGCCGUUUUGGCAGAAGAGAUGAACUGCGAGCUUUGAAUGAUUAUAUAGUCGAAAUUCAAACUUUGUCACAGUUUUGUUGCAUACUGCUUUAUUGAUAACCUUAAGUCUAACAUAUUGAUACUAACACCCAAAAAACUUUAAUUUAGAUUUCAUAGGGACUUUAAAUCUGACUCAUGUAAAUGCAUGCAGUUUUAAGGCAGCUUUAAUCGCCUUUUUUGGUAACUUCAUGACGUAGGCUAACUGAUGACAUGCACGUAGUUCCUUUUGCACUUUAACAUGAUGUAAUAUAAAGCACGCGCCCAUUUGUGUGUGCAAUUGAAGAGCAAGUGCUACAAGCACAGUAUAACAGCUGACAGGACAGGAAAAAUUUUUUUACUGACAUGGCCAACAUAGUUUGCCCUGUGUUAAUUGCAUUAAAUAUUUUUAACUUGUUAAACUUAAAAAAAAGUAAUUAUUAUUAAUUCACGUGUUAAUGCAUUAAUUUUAACAGCACUAAUAUAAAUGCUUCAGUUUAGGAUCAAAGCUCUGUAGUUUUAUUGUAGGAUCAAAACAUAUAAAUGCAAUGCCAUACAAUGAAGAUUGAGAGAUGCAUGGUAUGAACAAAUGUUCCUCGAAAGCCUGAUGUAUAAUAUCUGAUACUCACAUCUUAACAUAAUUUUUCUAAAAAGAAUUAUGUAUUAAUAAUCAAGUAAACAGAUGCCUCAGUCCAGUAAAUGUUCAUUUCGAAAUAUUACUAAAAAUAUAACAAUUAUUCUUAAGUUUACUCUAUAAAAACAAGAUUUCACAGCAAAAAGACACAUGAACCAUGACCUGAAUGAGAAUAAACAAAGAAGAUUUUAAAAGAGAUAUUUUUUUUUAUUGUAAAAUCUAGCUUGAUUUUUUUCUAAAGAAAAAUAUAUAUUUUUCACCCCCAAACAUUAAAAAAACAUACUAGAUCAAAUUCAGCUGUCAAUGUGCAUGCCAGAUUUGUGUUAAAACAGAGGGCUAAAGCUUCCAUAAUUUCUGUUUUGACAAGGUCAGAGUAAAAGAAUAAAAUCAUUUGAAGGGAAAUGAGUUAAUUUUGUAAUAAGUUGUAAUUAUUAGCAAGUCAGUCUCAACAGAACUUGAGGGUUAAAUGGCAGCACUGUCUUCAAGCAAACCCUUAUCUCAUAUGAUUAAUUAACUUUAAAGUAAUACCUUAUUGUAAUGCCCUGUUAUCUUACAGAGUAUGUAUAUGACACAUAGAAAUAUUUUAGCUGAAACAUAUGCAUGUUUCAAAAUGCGGAUUGUGCAGCUAAAUGAAUUAGAUGAUUAUUGUAUAUCUGUGUGGCAUGUGAUUCUUUUGUAAAGGUUCAGAGUUUUACAUGUUACUGGCCUUCAGGAAGAGACAUAUUAAAGGAAUGUCCCGGGUUCAA
Molecule: messenger RNA, 9210 nt
Organism: Carassius gibelio (silver crucian carp)
Lineage: Eukaryota; Metazoa; Chordata; Actinopteri; Cypriniformes; Cyprinidae
Product: voltage-dependent T-type calcium channel subunit alpha-1H-like
Exons: 33
Coding region: 15-6428 (2137 amino acids)
Biological process (GO): membrane depolarization during action potential; calcium ion transmembrane transport; positive regulation of calcium ion-dependent exocytosis
Cellular component (GO): voltage-gated sodium channel complex; neuron projection; voltage-gated calcium channel complex
Molecular function (GO): voltage-gated sodium channel activity; low voltage-gated calcium channel activity
Source: RefSeq, a predicted model, not a curated record